Molecule: messenger RNA, 2407 nt
Organism: Tripterygium wilfordii
Lineage: Eukaryota; Viridiplantae; Streptophyta; Magnoliopsida; Celastrales; Celastraceae
Exons: 9
Coding region: 224-2053 (609 amino acids)
Molecular function (GO): microtubule binding
Source: RefSeq, a predicted model, not a curated record
UUUAGUUGCCGUAUUAGGUAACGGACGUUUAUGAUUAUCUCCCGUAAUCGCACUUAAUUUUUCUUAAAUAUUUCGGUUUUUUUUUUGGAAAUUCAAAAUUUCCCUCUUCAACCUCUCUCUCCCUCUCUCCCUCCCUGUAUUUCACAUAACUUCUCCGUGUUUCCAUAUUUACAGUUCAAGAACAUCCGAAUCCUGAAGCGGCACUUGUCGACGAAAAACUAUUAUGGAAGUUUCAGAGAAAAGAACGAAGCUUGAUUGUUUUCUGGGGAUGGAGAACGAGAAUUCUCAGUGUAUGAAUAAAGCGGCUGGCACUAAUUGGCAAACCCAAGGUGAAUCUUUAUCAUCCGAUUCCAGUUAUAAUCUGCGUAAGACUAUGGCUUGGGACAGUGCCUUCUUCACCAGUCCAGGAGUUCUGGAUCCUGAAGAGUUGUUUGCAACUCUCAACUUCGCAGAGAAAAAAUCUUCACCUCUUGAUUCAUCGGAUAUAGAGAAUAUAAGUACAAUUGGCGGGUCGAAUGCACGGAGAAGUUUGGCUUGGGAUAGUGCCUUCUUUACCAGUGCAGGGGUUCUGGAUCAAGAAGAGUUGUCUUUGGUGAAUAGAGGAUUUAAUAAAUGUGAAUCUCACCAUCUUCCUGGUAUCAAAGAAGUUUGGAGAUCUGCUGACUCAAACUCCACCAUAGACAGUGAUGACUUUUCUCUAUCUAGCCUUGAGAUUGAUAUAUUUGGUGAUUUGAGGGCAUCAAUGCAUCAAGCACGUAAAGUCUCCGAAAGUUCGAUUCUGGGUUCCAAGUUGGGAAGAACAGCUCCAAAAUUAUCGCAGACUUCCUCUCAAGUAAGGGUGAAACCAAUGCAACCUUCAAGAAGGCAAGGUAUUAGGACUCAUGGAUUGGAUAUCUCAAAGGAGGCUCCUCUUCCUCCACGAGGACGGACAAAGCUCGGUACGCAAACUGGAGAAUCAAACAUGUUGAGAUCUCUUAGGUCUCCGAAAGUCAUAGGCCGUACUACCUCACCGCUCACAACUUCCACCAGCCGUCCUUACUUCAGCGCAAACCAAUUGAAAAUGGAAACUAAAGCCAAAAAAGACUCAGCAGGGGAAUGUAUGAGUUCAACUGUAUUUCCUAAAUCACCUUCUAUGGUUUCGCCAACUGCCACAAAUAAUUAUGCAGUAUUUACAAGUCCUUCACCCAAUUCCAAUGAUAAAGCUCAAUCAAACACUAUGAGAAAAGUUAAUUCCAGACUUGCUGUUUCCAGUUCAAACUCCAGAACUCCUUUAAGUUAUGCCAGGAACAGAAGUGGCUUAGUAAGUUCUAGUCUCCCAAAUCAUGUAUUAUCCACUCCCAAGUCUUCCUCCUCUAUAUCACCUGCUGCCUCACGUGACGGAUGGUCUUCAGAAUCAUCAUCAUCUGUCAAACGAAAAUCUGUUGAUUCUUCUGCAAGACUGGAUACCAUUCCUUGUGGAUUGCUUCAUUUCGACAACGAUUCCUCUCAAUUGUUAGAUUCCGCUUAUCAUCGAGGAACAAGGUCCCCUCGAAAUGCCAAACCUUCAUGCCUUCGGAAGCCAUCCCCAAAAAUUGGAUUUUUUGACGAGGAACAAUAUACUGCCUUAGAAUUGAAAGGAUAUCGCAAUUUCCACCCCAGUAUUCGAAGUUCUAGAACUGAAAAUGGUACCAGUAACCUCAAUGGUGAGUGCAGUAAAACAAGAUUUGGCAAACAGCAAUUAUCUGGAUCUUCAGUUGGGAACAUGAAGCCAGGUUCAUGGCAAAGUGGGGUCUUAUGUCCUUCAGUGAUCAGGACUGCACAUGGUGCAGAUAGUGCAUUUCGGGUUUUGAGCAGCAGAGAUUGUUUGAAGCCUCAUGGUGUAGGAGCUACUUGUGAUGUUGAAAGAAAGGGAACCCUUGCAUCAAGGAAGAGGAAUAAGACCAGCAAACAAUCUUCAAAAGAGCCUGAAGAGGCCCGUGAUAGUGACAAGGAGAAUAUAGUUCCUUUGGAAAAUCUAGUUGAAGACUUGAGUAGGCAUAUACAGGCCAUUGACUUAAGGCAAGGAUUUGGGUAGAGACCUAAAGGGUAAGAGUUCUUCCCAAAUUUGCACAGCUAGAUCUAAAAAAUCCCUUGCUCCUGUAUCUUCAUCUUUCUCAGACACUUUCCUUCCUCGUGACAAGAAAAUUAUAACAGAUCUUUAUAAUGAUCCUGUCCUGCUGAGAUUAUGAGGAUCAUGCAGAUAUUUUAACUAUUUCUUGCUGAAUAGCACAGAGAAAGCUUGCAGGCCAAGUCAAAUCCAGCAGCAUCAUUUUUGAAUUUUGAGUUAUAUGUGCAUUUCAUAUCCUGAAAAUGUAAACAGUUGCUUGCAGUUUGUAAAGAAUGCUAUUGGCUCCACUACUGGGAAAAUGAGUAUAGCAUUUUAUGAGAA